This is a messenger RNA of Nymphaea colorata (pocket water lily), 4046 nucleotides long. RefSeq lists its product as uncharacterized. Gene Ontology annotation, molecular function: protein serine/threonine kinase activity; ATP binding; protein binding. NCBI's taxonomy places the organism in Eukaryota, Viridiplantae, Streptophyta, Magnoliopsida, Nymphaeales, Nymphaeaceae. The record is from RefSeq and is a predicted model, not a curated record. Gene Ontology annotation, biological process: peptidyl-threonine phosphorylation; peptidyl-serine phosphorylation. The transcript has 11 exons. The coding region runs from base 339 to 3800 and encodes 1153 amino acids.
GAGAGCGACGGAGAAUGGGGCAGGGUUGAGGGCUCUACUGGGCGGGCGGUCCAGUAGAGAGAGAGUGAGAGUGGGGCAACGCUCUGCUGAGUAAUCCAGUAGAAGAGGAAUCCUAAUCCUCUGAAGAGAAAGCGAGAGAGAGAGAGAAAGGGACUCUUCUCUCUCGAUUCGACAAAGACUAAGCAGAAACCCCCAAGUUUUAUGCCCAAAACCCUAACCCUAGAUUUCCUGUCGCCUGAGAUCCCAUAUGUAAGUUCUUCUUUCGUUUUAGGGUCUUUAUUAUAUUUUUUCCCCUUCUGUAGAAGAAGGAUAUUCGUCGGGGACGUUCCUCUUUAUAGAUGGAGGAGCGAGGGAGAGAAGAGUCAGGUUCAUCGGACGAGAGCCCGCCGAGCGUUCACGAUCCGGAGCCAUUACCGACUGAGGAGAAGCAGGAUGAAGGGGGCAGCGGAAGAGAGGGCGAGCACGAAGAAAUCUUGGACGUUUCGGGGAAGAAAGGCGAAUGCCAGCUGCUAGACACACUGUCUCCGAGGGGGCACACCGUGUCUGAGUUGUAUAUUUACAAGAACACUUUCAAUUUGAUCCCUAGUGGUGUGGAGACGCUCACGGGGUUGAAGACAUUGAAGUUCUUUGCCAAUGAGGUGAAUGUCUUUCCGCCAGAGAUGUGUGGGAUGACGGAGUUAGAGAGGCUGCAGGUGAAGGUAAGCUCGCCGGAGUUUGGCGGCUUCGAGCUGCAGAAGCUGAAGGAACUGAAGGAGUUAGAGCUUUGUCGGGCACCUCCUCGGCCGUCUGCUGUCUCUAUCUUGUGUGGUCUGGCAAAUUUGAGUUGUCUCACACGGCUCUCUGUCUGCCACUUCUCUAUAAGAUACCUUCCUCCAGAAAUUGGUUCUCUUAGAAAGCUUGAAUGCCUUGAUCUCUCAUUCAAUAAGUUGAAAAGUUUACCUGAUGAUAUAGCUGAACUGACCUCUCUUAAGUCUCUGAGAGUCGCUUGCAAUAAGUUGGUGGGUUUACCUGUUCGCCUAUCUUCUUUAGACAAGCUAGAGACCUUGGACCUGUCAAACAAUAGACUGUCAUCAUUGCAGCCUCUCAAACUUUCUUCAAUGCAAUCUCUUCGAGUUUUGGAUCUACAGUACAAUAAAAUUUAUGAUUGUCAACGAAUACCCUCAUGGAUACACUGCAAUAUGGAAGGAAAUGGAAGUGAACCUGUAUGGAGUGGAGUUGACAGUUCUGUUAGCGAGGUGGAUGUGCCUGAUGUUGUUGAUGGUGUUAAAAAAUACCACUCUGACAUCGGGCGUCACAGAAAAUCUUCCAGCACAGCAUCUGAAGCUCCAUCAAACAGUAGAUUCAUUUCUAGGAGAAUAAGGAAGGACAUCAAACAUAGUGAUUGUCCUCAAGAAAAGGCUCGUCAGGAACGCUUGAACAAUAGUAGAAAAUUGAAGCCUGGGAAUCGUGAUGAGCUAAUAAACUCAGAAAUAUCUACAGACUUUAGUGGAGGAACUGUCACAAGGAGUGAUGCAUGCCAGCUACAUCUGGAUGGUGAGAAAAGUAAAAAACAGUCCGAGGCUGGACAACGUUCUACUGCACAGCACGUGUCAAGCAUAACAAAAAAUCUUCCAUGUACUAUGCUUGACAGCGAUUUGGAAAGGAGUUCCCAAGUUGUUACCCGCAAUCAGGCUGAUGACAGUCAACUUCUGUCAGACAAUGGUUUUGAUGAAUGUGCUGAUGUUCCUUGUACUGUAAUUGAUGAUUGUAAAGAGGAUGGAUACGAAUCAGGUAGCAAUCACCAGAAUCACUGUGUGUUCCCAAGGGGCCAUCUCAAUGAGAUUAACAGUGAAGAUAGUAGGCCAUGUGAGAAGCAGAAAUGUAUUUCUAAGUCAAAAAGACACUCCGACAAGGCUCCAGAGAACCCCAAACCCAGUAAAUGCCGAAGACCAGUCGACGAUUCCUUUAGCAUAUCAUGCAAAUACAGCAAUGAGUCAUUCUGUGGUGUCAAUGACCGUCUACCAGAUGGCUUCUAUGAUGCUGGACGAGGUCGCCCUUUCAUGCCGUUGGAGAAUUAUGAUCAAGGAUUUUGCAUUGAUUCACGUGAGAUUAUCUUGGUUGACAGAGAUAGGGAUGAGGAGUUGGAUGCAAUUGCAUUGUCAGCACAAUCACUGCUAUCACGUUUGAGGCACACAAGGAGAUCAUCUGGAAACAAGAGAAUGCAUGAGGUUGAUGACUUUGUAAGGGCAUCUGUGCUUGCCCUUUUUGUUUCAGAUUUUUUUGGUGGUAGUGACCAAACUACGAACAUUGUUAGGAUGCGGAAAGCUGUUGCUGUUUCAAAUCGGCAGCAACCUUUUAUCUGUACAUGCUCCAAUGCAAUUAAUCAGGAGGACAAAGGCUCCUAUGUUUCAAGCAUGAAAGAUUCUUUAAGCAUAAGUGAUCUGUGUGAGCAGUCUGUACAGCAAAUAAAAGAACGCGGUGGUUCUAACAUUGUUCCUAUAGGGUCUUUGCAGUUUGGUAUUUGUCGUCACAGGGCAAUUCUUAUGAAGUACCUCUGUGAUAGGGCAGAUCCUCCCAUCCCUUGUGAGCUGGUUAGAGGUUAUCUCGACUUCAUGCCACAUGCUUGGAAUGUAGUCCUUAUUCAAGAUGAUGGUUCUUGGAGGCGCAUGGUUGUUGAUACAUGCUAUCCGGCGGACAUUAGGGAAGAGAUAGAUCCAGAAUAUUUUUGCAGGUAUAUACCAUUGAACCGUUUUCAUGUUCCUGUCACCAGUCUGGACUACUUGACCAUGUGCCGAAGCUCUUUUCCUUCCGUAUCACUAUCUGAUGCAGUGUCAGAGAAGGAAUCAGGGCCAAUUGUUAAAAGAUGCAUGUUUGGAACCAUUAUAGCUGCUGCCAAGAUUCACACUUUGGAAGCGCAUGAUAGCUCUGAGGAGGAAAGGAGAAAUUUUGAGUAUGGCUGCCUAGGAGAAGUAAGGAUGCUGCAGGCUGUGAAGGGUCAUCCUUGCAUCGUUGGAAUCUAUGGCCACCAAAUUUCUGCUGAAUGGGAUUUGGAAGCUGAUGGGAAAAGGGAAUGUUGUCUGUUGAAGUCGAUGAUUGUUAUGGAGUAUGUCAAAGGAGGUUCCUUGAAGGCCUAUAUGGAUAAGCUAGUGACAGAGGACAAGAAACAUUUACCUGCUAGGUUGGCAUUGUUUAUUGCACGAGACGUGGCUUGUGCAUUGGCUGAGCUUCAUUCUAAGCACAUUAUUCAUCGGGACAUCAAAAGUUUAAACGUGUUGAUUGAUUUAGAUGAGAAAAGGGUUGAUGGGAGCCCACUUGUCAAGGUCUGUGAUUUUGACAGAGCUGUACCCCUGCACUCCUUUUCACAUACAUGCUGUCUUGCUCACCUUGGCAUUCCUUCACCUACUACUUGUGUUGGUACUCCUUGUUGGAUGGCCCCUGAGAUGGUGCAGACAGUUCACAAAAAGGAGCCAUAUGGAUUGGAGGUGGAUAUUUGGUCCUAUGGGUGUCUUCUCUAUGAGAUGCUUAUGCUUCAAGUCCCUUAUGCUGGAUUGUCAGACGCUGAAAUCCAGGCAUCUCUUCAGAACAAGCAGCGUCCGCCUCUCAGAUCCGAGUUGGAGGAACUAUCUGCUCCAUCUAAGUCAAAAGAGUCGAGCUCCGGUUCAUCACCUCAAGCUGUUGAAGAUUCAGAAAUUAUGAAAUUGUUAGUGGAUCUGUUCCGGUGGUGCACUCAAGGAGAUCCUGCCGCCCGCCCCACUGCAAAAGAGGCUUAUGACAUGCUUUCUGCGGCUUCAUCCCCGCCUAAUAUCCCAGAAUCGAGUUAGAGAUCUGAUUGACGUGCUUCAUUCCCCUAGUGGCGCAUUUAUUGUUAUCGUCUGAUUAGUUAAUGAUUAUCUCACAGGCACUAAAUCUGAUCGAAGCAGUGAGUGUCAGGAACCUGAUAUCAGUAGAGCAAUUUUCCCAAGUCGGAGAUAAAAAAUGUAUCUAGUGUAAUUUAUAGAUUCUGUUGUAGUUCAAACUCAAAAAUGUUUAUUUCGGAACAAUGCCACAGGAAGUUCUACCCUUUUCUC